Messenger RNA from Mangifera indica (mango), 1024 nucleotides. RefSeq lists its product as uncharacterized. The transcript is spliced from 2 exons. NCBI's taxonomy places the organism in Eukaryota, Viridiplantae, Streptophyta, Magnoliopsida, Sapindales, Anacardiaceae. The coding region runs from base 175 to 807 and encodes 210 amino acids. The record is from RefSeq and is a predicted model, not a curated record.
CUAGACCGUCAGAUCAAAAUUAUAACCGUUGGUGACGCUCCACAUCUGACGUUUAAAAUUUGAAAGUCACAUCUCUGUCUUCCAAUAAAGCCCUAAUCUUAGACAGAGAAAAAGCCACUAACACAGCAAAGAGAGAAAAGCAACAGAAAGGAACAUACCAGAGAAGAAGUAGCCAUGUAUAAGAUGAAAAUCGAUCGCAAGCCUCCGCUGCCCAGAUCUCCGAUUCGGUUUCAAUCACGUCGAGUCCUUCGUUCAAACUCAACUUCUAUUCAAACUCCUCCAGGAUCAUUAACGAAAUCUCGGAAGCUGACCCGUGCAUCGGACAUGGAAGAAUCGGAUCUUCGAGCCGAAUACCGUACGAUUUCGUGCGAGUUACAGGCGUUGUCAAAGAUGGUUCAAGAUGAACUCGGCGGGGGUAAAAUGGACAAUAAUAAUAAUAUUAUAGCUGGGUUAGGCAUUGAGUUGAGCUGUGGAAAUUCGAGUUCUUUGUUUGAAAGGGGUAGGUUUUAUGAGGUGUACUCGGCGAGAAGAAACGAGAGGCUAAAGAGAAAGAAAAAUGAAAGCGACGACCGGUUAAAGACGCCGUAUAAUCUUGGUGUCACGGUUGAGGUUUCAAAGAGAAGGGAGUCGAAGAAGCUAGGGAGUCUGAAGAAGUCUGUCUCUACCGCUUAUUCUGUGGAGAGAACUGAGCCCAGAUAUCUUCUGAGAAGCAUGAGCAAAGAGAGCAAGAAACCUCCUCUGCCGCCUUUCAACUCUGCGAUUGACAGUCAACGCAAGUCGGGGGCUCGCAGGGCCAGGAAGAUCUGAAUUUCACAGCUGGAGUUUUGGGGAUUUUUUUUAAAUCAAUUUUUUUAUGCUAUUAGGGUUUGAUUUAGGAGGAAGAAUGAACUUCAUUCCUGAAUUGAAUAUGUUUCAUCGCUAUUUCUGGGUUUUAGUGGCUGUUUGAUGGUGAUUAGUGAUUAUAUUAGUUAUGUCUUUCAACAAACUCUGGUUGAAAAGAAAUGAUAGUUUCAUGUUAGCACCC